GGGAGUUCAGCCAUGUUUGCUGCUGCUUCGUGAUGAUAGUACAAACGAAAAACAUGAAAAACUUCUUAUUAGCAUACAUGAAAGAAGAGUAGUUCACUACCUUGAGGUCCCAGAGGUCCUUGGUAAGGAGUUUCGCGGUUCGUCCCACAGAUGGUUAGUUUCUACUUUCUAUUGAAAAAGACUUCUACAAUCUGUUUUACCCAAUCACAAGGGUUGAAAUCACCCUUCCAGCGAAGUUAUAAAUUCCCUGAUGUGAGAAAGUAUUGUGCAAAGAAGCUUGAAACUGAAUAUGCACUUGAAGCCCAUGAUGGCCAGACUUUGUUCCUUUCGGCAGGUCUGGUCAAUGCCCGUCUUUCAUUCAAAGUUGUCCUAUCUUCAAGCAAAGUUAACUCUAUGGUUGUUGCCAUCUAUGGUAGUAAUUAUAAUUUGGUCUACUGCAAAGCUGGAGAUAAAAAGUGGUUAUCCAUUUCCAAAACAGUAUACCACGAUACCAUCUGUUAUCACUACCAGAAGAAAUGCCUUCAAUGGCAAUUAAUUAAAUGUUGGUAAUUUAUUCCUUGUGCUCAACUAUUAGCAGCAUUUAGACGUUAUCUGGGAAUAAAGACCUUUUCACUGGCCAUUGAAGAGAAUAGCCACAAAACGUAGUGUACCUGCAAUGGUUUCAUUGGGGAUUUCGGAUUUGUGGUGGAUUUUAGAUAUUCUGGAUGGGAACGAUGCGGAAGAGGAAGGUGAGCUUGUUUGAUGUGGUGGAUGAAUUGUCGGCAUUGAUGAAGAAAGCCCAUGGAUGCUUAAAUGGUGGAAACAACAUGACGCCUUCGAUCAACAAGUGGUAAAAAAAGCCUUCUCACAGAGAUUCUAUGAAUUUUGGAGAAGAGAAAGACUCUUCCGGUAUGGCAUCAAAAAGAGGAGUUCUCAUGCUGAUGAUAUCCAAUUAUUGGCGGUGGCCUCUCAGUCACCGGCUGUUGUCACCAGCUCUCAACCUUGCCUCUCGUCAGUUUCGAUUGUCGUUGGCCUAGAAACCCAAGGCCUAGGGAGGCCGAAGAAGUAUUGCGAAGAGGUGAUUAGACAUGAUAUGUCACAGUUGCAGCUCACCGAGGACAUGACCUUAGAUAGGAGGCUAUGGAGGACUCAGACUAAGAUAGUGGGCUAGGUGGCUUAUCUUUUCUCCAUAGUAGUCGUAGUUGUCUCAUUUGUUUAUUAACAUUUGAUUCCUGCAUUUGAUUACUGCUUAUAUUUGUUGGUCCGGUUUACUUUGGGUAUCCUAUUUAUCUAUAGUAGUUAAUGCUCCUUUCUUUCCGGUCUUUCCUACCCUGACUUUCUCGCUCUCAUUUAUCAUAUUUUUAUAUUGUUUUCGAUAUGCUUGGCUCUACUGACCUAUGUCUUGUUUUCCUUGUUUCUCCUCCCUUGUUCUUCUCUCUUAAGCCGAGGGUCUUUCGAAAACAGCCGCCCUACCUUUCAAGGUGGGGGUUAGGUCUGCGUACACUUUACCCUCCCCAGACCCCACAUGGUGGGACUAUACUGGGCUUGUUGUU
This is a messenger RNA of Solanum dulcamara, 1532 nucleotides long. RefSeq lists its product as uncharacterized. The record is from RefSeq and is a predicted model, not a curated record. The transcript has 4 exons. NCBI's taxonomy places the organism in Eukaryota, Viridiplantae, Streptophyta, Magnoliopsida, Solanales, Solanaceae. Bases 785 to 1150 code for a protein of 121 amino acids.